UGGUAUUAUUUCCAUCGGUAAUUUAUAGUACUCUUCCAUGUUAUCAUCAUGUUAGAGAAGUUAUAUUAUUGGAAAUGCAUCACCUAUGUUAGAGAAGUCAAUAGACACAUUCUUAAUUUCAUAAUAACUUUGUGAUCGAUCGUAAGAAAAGAAAGUAUUUAAAUACAAUCCGUUCUAAACACAAUUUCUUUUUCAUUUGGCUCAAACAUUUGAAAAUCAACAAUAAUAUUAUAUAGAAGUACAUACGUAUUAGACGAAUCAAAUUAUUAUUUAAAUUAUUUCUUUGCAAAAAAAAUUGCAUGAAACAAAUUUAACACCAAAUCAAAAAAAUCAUUAGGUUGAGAGUUAAGACGACUCUUUGGAUUCCGUUUGUCCGCACAUUCCUUUCUCUCUUUUUUUUUUUCACCGUCAUUAAUUAAUCUUGGUCGAGAAACUUGUGUGACAAUCAAAUUCUGGACCACCUAAAGAGCGCAAUAUCCUUACUAUUUGGAAAAUUCAUUGUCGGUGUCGCAUGAAAUUGCUAAUGCAACCAUUGUUUCAGAAUUGGAAACACUGAAAUACAUUAUAGAAACAAGAAACAGAGUGAAACAGAACAAAACAGAGUGAAACACAUCACAGAAACAAAAAACAGAGCAAUGCCCCCAAUUACGAAGAACAACAAUGGCCCUUUCUCUAUUACCACAAUCUUUCUCUUCUUCACUCUCAUUUUCAUUCUCUUUCUCUCAUUCUUCUUCUUCCCUUUCACUUCUUCCUCCAACAAAAUCAUCUCAAACCCUUCACUUUUUCUUCAAACCUCAACCUCUUCCGCCAUCAAUGUCUACGUCUCCGAUCUUCCCAGAUCCCUCAACUACGGCCUCCUUAACCGUUACUGGUCCUUCAACUCCGAUUCCCGAGUCGGCAGUGACUCAGAUCGUGAAAUUCGAUCCACCAAUUUGGGUAAAACCCUAGAAUUUCCACCGUAUCCGGAGAACCCAAUUAUCAAACAGUACAGUGCGGAGUAUUGGAUCAUGGGGGAUCUUAUAACACCACCUGAAUUACGAACUGGGUCGUUUGCAAAACGGGUUUUUGAUGCACGUGAUGCUGAUGUGGUGUUUGUUCCUUUUUUUGCUACUAUUAGUGCUGAAUUGCAAUUGGCUGUGGCUAAAGGUGUUUUUAGGAAGAAGGUUGGGAAUGAGGAUUAUCAGAGACAGAGGGAGGUUAUUGAUUUUGUGAAGAAAACUAAAGCUUGGAAACGUUCCGGUGGUCGAGAUCAUGUGUUUGUUCUUACUGACCCAGUUGCAAUGUGGCAUGUUAAAGAUGAGAUUGCUCCAGCUAUUCUCCUUGUUGUGGAUUUUGGUGGGUGGUAUAGACUUGACUCAAAAUCAUCCAACUGUAGCUCAUCUGACAUGAUUCAACACACUCAAGUUUCUGUAAUUAAAGACGUGAUUGUGCCGUACACACAUCUUCUACCCAAGUUACACUUGUCAGAAAACAAGGAACGGCGCAACCUUCUUUAUUUUAAAGGAGCCAAACACAGGCACCGGGGAGGCCUAGUUAGAGAAAAGUUGUGGGAUCUAUUGACUAAUGAGCCUGGUGUGAUAAUGGAGGAGGGCUUCCCUAAUGCGACUGGUCGAGAGCAAUCAAUACAAGGAAUGAGAACAUCAGAGUUUUGCCUACAUCCAGCUGGGGACACACCCACUUCAUGCCGACUUUUUGAUGCCAUUCAAAGUCUUUGUAUACCUGUUAUUGUCAGCGACAACAUUGAGCUCCCAUUUGAAGGUAUGGUGGACUACACAGAAUUUUCAGUUUUUGUAGCAGUUGGUGAUGCACUUAAACCAAGCUGGCUAGUCAAUCAUCUUCAGAGGUUUUCAAAACAACAGAAAGACAUGUUCCGACAAAACAUGGCUCAAGUGCAGCCCAUGUUUGUAUAUGAUAAUGGUCAUCCAGGUGGUAUUGGCCCUAUACCUUUGGAUGGUGCAGUGAAUCAUAUAUGGAAGAAAGUCCACGAAAAACUGCCAAUGAUAAAAGAAGCCAUAAUUCGAGAGAAAAGAAAACCACCUGGUGUGUUGGUUCCACGACGAUGUCAGUGUACUUAGUAGUUUAUGUUUCUCUUCUAUCAAAGCAGCGGAUAUAUGUGUUAAUAUCUGGUUCAGAGUUUGCAUCACAAUGGUUUUUUUGUUGGAUGUGGUUUAGGAUAAAUUAGUUGUCACUGACCGUGAGUAGUGUUACUCAGUAUUUCAUUUUCGUUACAUUCUAGUUGCACAUUAAUUGGUCUGUUUCUAUUAUUCUCUUUGUAUCGUAACUGUUAAAUUAAUCAAAUUGAAAUAUUGUUUACAAAA
Messenger RNA from Trifolium pratense (red clover), 2318 nucleotides. Its product is annotated as probable arabinosyltransferase ARAD2. The transcript has 3 exons. Gene Ontology annotation, molecular function: glycosyltransferase activity. Bases 636 to 2075 code for a protein of 479 amino acids. The record is from RefSeq and is a predicted model, not a curated record. NCBI's taxonomy places the organism in Eukaryota, Viridiplantae, Streptophyta, Magnoliopsida, Fabales, Fabaceae.